UAAAAAAAUCUGAAACAGUUCAUGAUGUUGCUUUUAGCAACUGGGUUGAGGCGAUUCAAAAAGUUUGGGAUAGGCACAAUCAAGAAAAUCGAAACAGAAUGACUGAUGCUGACUUAGAAGAAAUUGUAGAAGCGGGAAUGAAAAGAAAAUCUAGUGCUUCUUUAUAUGACGAUUUCACCAUCCCAAUUCCUGAU
Messenger RNA from Racocetra persica, 194 nucleotides. Lineage: Eukaryota; Fungi; Glomeromycota; Glomeromycetes; Diversisporales; Gigasporaceae. The record is from the annotation of a GenBank genome assembly.